Molecule: messenger RNA, 5718 nt
Organism: Bipolaris maydis ATCC 48331
Lineage: Eukaryota; Fungi; Ascomycota; Dothideomycetes; Pleosporales; Pleosporaceae
Product: nucleoporin subcomplex protein binding to Pom34-domain-containing protein
Biological process (GO): protein import into nucleus; RNA export from nucleus
Cellular component (GO): nuclear pore inner ring
Molecular function (GO): structural constituent of nuclear pore
Source: RefSeq, a predicted model, not a curated record
AUGGCCCCCCUCCAAUCGCCCGACUUCGACCUGGCAAAGUGCCUCAACGGCGAGCAGCAGCUGGUCACCUGGGACGUCGCAUACCGCGCCCUCUGCGACCCUGCAACCGCGUCCAAAAGCGACGCCCUACGCGCCUUCCUCUCCACCAAGGAAAACAUCGACACCCUCACCCACCCAUGGCGGCCCUUCCCAGACCCGUCGUCGCAGGAAAAGUCAAAGUUUGAAUCCAAGACAGCGCCUAUCAGCGUCACUCCCGCCCAAAGCGACCACUAUGAUGUAGAGGAGAUCAAAGAAGACAGCCUGUGGCUGGCCAAGGAAGCGCAAAUCUCGGAAUACGCAGCCUUGCAGCUUGUUGUGCAGGAAUGGCAGGGUCGCCCUGCCGCCCAGCUGCUGAGUGGCCUGACGGAAGAGGAGGCGCUCAGCGUGCAAGACGCGGCCGGAAUCGCCAACCUAGGCGCCUCGACCUUUGUCCCAAACUCGUCCCUCCUCGCAACACCGCUCGCUUCCAAGACCGCCCACCUCGAUACAAAGAACCAACGCCGUCUGCACAUCCUCGACAUCUACCACUCGACCUGUGCCUCCAUCAUUCGCAUAAGCCAGCUUCUGGUCUCGUGGGGCUGCGCAUCCAAUCUGCGCAAUCAGACCAUAUAUGGCACCGAAUACCUCAGCAUUGGCGCCGGAUGGAUUGAAGAGCUCGGCCAGACUAUCGCGGCAGCACAGGACGGUCCCUCGGGUGGAAAGGCGCUAGACGAAUGUCUCAAGGCCUUUUCAAAGAGGUGUGAUUCCUUGGAUACCGGCUAUGCGUGGAAUGUGGACGACUCAAUACUCGAAGCAGCAUCCGAGAAGUGGGUCGUUGCCCAAACCACCGAGUUGCUACACAUUCUCCAUUUGGCACUAGUACAUGCCGAUUUAGUUGCAAAAGACUUCCUUCCGGCGGCCACGAUUGAAGACUGGCUCAAGGCCUUCAGUUGCCGUGGCUUCUUUCGCGAAUUCCCCGCAGUCACCGCUCGCCAGGAGCCUCUUAUCCCCGUCAUUCAGCUCUUGACUUCACUCAUGUCCCUGACUAUCUUGAAGGUCGACAAGAUUAUGGACGACCUCGAAUCUGGCGAUUGCAACACCUGGCAUUCUUCGUCGUACAUCUUAAACACCAAUAUUGUGGAGACCAUCACGACCAUAUUCGGAGAGGCCAAGGUAUUAGGUGCUAGUCCUGCCACACCACCCAUGUUUGCUUGGGCCCUCGUAACGUGGAAACUUACAAGCCGUGCGAGCUACGAGGAGCAAGAACGCGACCGUCUCCUCGAAUCAUCAAACGGCGCCGGAAACACUGAGUCCGAGCCUUCAACCCUUGAGGAGGCUGCUUUGGUAAUUACAAAACUCGAGAAUCACGAGUUGUUUGACGGCAAGAUGCCCUACGAAGACCUCGCUACCGUCAGCUCAGCAGCAGGUGUUCUGGCCAUCAUCAACCAGCUUGUCGAAAUCAGUCUCCCGGCGUUUGGCACGUCCAUUGAUCGGAUAUCUCAGGACAGAGUUCGAUUGCUGUUCCUUCACGUAGUUCGCGCUGCUGUUGGGAGCGAGAUUGUUGCAUAUAGUCCAGAUCUCAUUGUCACAACAUACACUAUUCUGGCUGGCGAUAAUACGUUUCGCCGGUGGGACAAUGGUCAAUUCGCCCGACAUGCCGAUCCAAUUGUGGCAUACUUCCUCGAGGAUGAAUACAUCCUUAGGCCAAUGUUGCUCAACGAGGCCCGUUUGCGAUAUCCCUAUGAGAUGACACCAUUUCUGAAAUUUUGCAGCGCAUUGACUCGUGGAGACAAGACGAUGCAGAACGGCAUGCCUUCGUUUGUUGAUAAGCUUGCGAACCACAACCGCUUGAUGCAACGCCUUCCAGAUGGAUUCCGUGAUUAUCAGCUAACGCGUGAAGAGGAGAAUGCCAACUGGGUAGAACUUACCGCUGAUCUCCCCUUGUUUUCUUCUGCAGGCUCAUCCACCUUUGGUGCCCAGCGUCGCUUGAUGGCCUCGGGCACUUCAAGACACGCACACGGCUUCUCAACUAUUCCGGCUGGCACAGAAGGCAUCAUAGUUGACGACAACUCACAACCAUAUGUAGCUGUCUGGCAUCACCAGCACUCUACCUUGUCAUACCUUGUCGAACUUCUUUCAACAUAUCCCGUCGGAAGCAGCAAAGUUGAGACUGCUACCCAGCAACCUGCGUCUCGUGAGGAUGUCGUAGAAGUCAUUGGUCUUUUUGCUGACCUGAUACACUCAUCCUUGCACUCAUCCGAGGGUAUCUGCUCACCUGAGCUUCUAGAGGCAAUCGGUAUCGGAGCUGAGGGCAGUGCAGACACUGUUAACAUUGUGCUCGCGAUUUUCGAAGAAGAACUCUUAUAUCUCUGCCAGGAACCCAGCAAUGAGGUGUCUUUGGAGCUAUUGGUCAACUGCACUCAUUUCUUGGAAGCUUUGGUCAUUGUUUCCCCUCAAAGAGUAUGGCCAUGGCUCGCCAGGAGCAGGUUAUUGGAGGGCGAUGGCAACGGAAGCUUGGCAACCAUUCUAAUCAGCACUGAGAUGGUUCUUGGGCGAUAUGACUUCCUUCUUGGAUGUAUUCGACUCUACAAGGGUCUUGUCAAAGACGCUGUCGAUCGAUCCGUGUCCCGCAAAGUUCCCACAAAGGCGCUCAGUCGGUUCAAUGCAUCGGCUCCCGCCGACAGCGGUACUUCGGACAAGAUUAUGAGCACCAUUCUGUUCACUUUUGGUCGCACUCUUGCCAGUAUAUACGAGAACUCGCUCAACUGGAAGUACUCGCAGCCGGACCACCGCCCCGAAAUCAACACUACCAUUUGCGAAGUCUUCACCACAAUCUUGAGUCUUACAUACAGUGUAGAUGAUGCGCCAAAGCUGUCUACCAAGCUCACGAAAUCGAUUGCACCCAUUGCUGAAUAUCUCACCCAACUCUAUCUUGCUGGCUCCGACACCAAUCUGCCUACAAACCCGCUCAUGACAUCUUUGAUCAUCGGGGUCAGUCCCAACGACAACACCUUGCUCACAACUUCAGGUGCACUAUGGACUCAACAGACGCAAAGCACCUUGGCAUUUGCCGACCUACUUGUCCGAGUUGCCAUGCUACUUAAUAAGCCCUGGACUCAUCUGGAGCAACAGCUCUUCAAAGCAACACCGUUAUUAGCCCGACUGUACGCCACGAGUGACAAGUGGAAGUCCCAGGUUGUGCUGUUGUUGGAAGCUCUGGUUCGUGGCGCGGUCCGUACUGAGCAGCGAGAACCGCCUUCGCUACUAGGCCAUCUGGGACCACGAACUGCGAAGAACUUUCUCAGUGUACUUUCUCGACUAGAUGAGCCGCUAAAGAUAGUGGACAUCCAACGGAAUGUGUGGAACUUACUUUCAGCCGUAGUAACGUGCAAGCAGCAGUGGUUCUCUCUGUAUCUGCUUACUGGAAACACUCCACGAGAAACGAUUCGAAGCAAAAGAAACGUGGCCCAGGAUUCAAGGAAUAAAGCCCUGCUCACACGAGCUUUCGAUGCGCUGUCAAGUAUGACUCUCCCAGAGAAGGAGCCUACCGGCGUUUCAUGGCCGCUGUUUACAGCCAUGCUCGAGUUCGUCUCUUCAGCGCAAAACAACUGGUCAUGGGCAAUGGGCGACUUACGGCAGCGUAAAGACUUGAUUCAGAAAUUGCUCGCAUUCCUCAAAUGGAUGGCAAAGCAGUCCAAACAACCGCGAAUGAGCAGCAAUGAAGAGACGCUGGAGCGAUCGUUCCAAAACAAGUUCGCAUCUCUCGCCUGCGAAGUCAUUGCUAUGUACCUACACAGCUCGCGGCAGGUCGGUGACAUUACCGUACUGAAAGAUAUCGUCCCCAGCUUGACGUACUUGGAAGAUACCGCUUUGGAUCUGCCAUCUUACAGUACGUCGCUGCACGGAUAUUUGAAGCAGAACCUGGAGCAACAGUACCCUGGUGUCUCUCUAACGAACCUCAAGCGGACCACUUUGUACCCUGAGACCUUUGGCCGGGCAUUCUUCUAUGACAUUGAUCUCGCUCAACAACUUCUGGGUUUCAACAGCAAGUGGGCUGGCCCUAGGGAGGGCACAGGUUUCGCAUCUGAAGUCGAGAAGGCAAACUAUAACCUAGGACUCGUGGAAUCCCAAGUCUUGUUGCUUCAAGGCUGGAAACUGUUAGCUCUGGAGCUUAGCCAGGUGGUAGCGAAGGACGAUCGAAUCGUUAAGGUCCUCAUUGGUGUUGUUCAAAAGUGCAUGACUGCCAAUACCCAGUCGAACCUCCCAGAAGCAUUGUUUGGUCAGCUCAUGGUCGUGCGAGCGGAUUUGGCAUUUGCCCUACUGAAGAAGCUCGUAGAGGCCAAGGUCCGGACUACAGAAGCGCGCCAAUUACUCGGCCCAAUAUGGAGCGCCAUUCGCGCCUCUACUCCAGACUUCGAUAGCGUCUUCUCCAGCGACUCGGUCUAUUACUACCGGUCUUUGCUGCGGAUCCUCUACCUCGCUCUUCACUUCCAUCUGAUUGAGGAUACCGACCAGUCCAGCGAUGCCUCAUUCCGCUCAAGCUUCCGUGGCACUAUGCCGAGCAGUCACAACAGCUACACUGAGCCCAUCUCCACACAGCUCCUCGAAAUUCUGACCGAUACAGUAGCCAAGGGGUUCCGUAGCUUGGCCACACAGCUACACGCGGAACCCUUGUCCGUCUUACCGUCAGACUUUGCUCUCCUCACCGCGCUGCUACAGCGUAUCAUCGCAAUACCAGAAAUGUCCAAGUGGCAGCAACAAGCAGCGCUUCUCUUUGCAAACAACAACACAGUACGCUAUGCCACCAGCCUUUUCUCUUGGGCCGAUCGCCUCGCAAUAUCACACAACGGCGUAGAUGAUCCCAUCUACGGCGAGCUAAGCAUCCUCUUCUUGCUCUCGUUAUCCAGCAUCCAAGCUCUAGCCGAGACCAUGGCUGUCGAAGGUAUCCUCAGCCAACUUAACACGGCAAACAUUAUGAACUACUACCGUCGCGUAAACGGCACUGGUCCCUUUGACAGCCCGGUUCGCAUGUACUCUGUCUGGACCAAGGGAAUUCUUCCCCUCUGCCUCAACCUUCUCUUAUCCGUCGGGCCCCCCAUUGCUGGCGAGAUUUCCUCAUUCCUCAACCAAUUUCCUGAACAGUUGGCCCGCUCGGCAUCAAGCAUCAACUCGUCAAAUUCAUCGUCACGUCUCAUAGCCAAUAGCAACAAGAUCACGCUUUCUGUGGCAUCUGAAAUACAUAGUUUGGCCCUUAUCGCCGCGAUCCUAGAAAACGUGCGCAAACAAGGGCCGAAGCUAGGUAUUCAGGCCAACGAAGUGGCGCUUCUGGAAUGGGAAAAGGAUGCCGUCAAAGAAGAUGUUGAGAGUUGGUUAUCGCGUAAGAGUGCGCUUAGAGAACGUCUCGUUGCGGUUGAUGAAAAGGAGUUGGACAUGCUGAAUCGCGUCAAGGGCAAGGGAGAGGAUGCGCCGAGUGAAUUAGAAGAGAGGGUCGUGGGAGAACUCGAGGAUGCAAGGACAUGUAUGGUUGGGGGCGCGAAUGGUGGUGGAAGUGGUAAUGGGGACAGUACAAGGAAGUAAAAGGGACUUGUCAAGGUAGUUUUGUAAUGUUUUCCCUUUAACUACCGUAGGAUAUGGGACAAUGCGGGCUUAUGCACUUCCUGUUCUUUUUGAUAGAAAAGCAAUGAUGGUAGUUUUUCCUUU